AUGCUGUCCUGUUUCUGGUUCCUCUGCAAGCACACGAGACCUUCGCUGGGGUCCCUGCGCAGCGCCCGCCGCGGCCUCGAGCUCCCACCGCGCUGGGUCCCCGGGAUCCCCUCGGGCCUCAAGCCAGCAGCCCUCAGCCGUCCGCGGGCCUCUGCCGCCUCCUCUCGGGGCCCGGCCGGGCCCGCCGCUGCUCCAUCCCGGGUGCGCCAGAACUUCCACCCGGACUCCGAGGCCGCCAUCAACCGCCAGAUCAACCUCGAGCUCUAUGCAUCCUACGUGUACUUGUCCAUGGCCUAUUACUUUUCCAGAGAUGACGUUGCCUUAAACAACUUCUCCAGGUAUUUCCUUCGCCAGUCCCGGGAGGAGACGGAGCACGCGGAGAAGCUGAUGAGACUACAGAACCAGAGAGGAGGACGGAUCUGCCUGCGGGACAUCAAAAAGCCAGACCAGGACGACUGGGAAAACGGGCUGCAUGCCAUGGAGUGCGCUCUACUCUUGGAAAAGAAUGUGAACCAGUCGUUGCUGGAAUUGCACACUCUGGCCUCAGACAAAGGUGACCCCCAUUUGUGCGACUUCCUGGAAACCCACUACCUGAACGAGCAGGUGAAGGCUAUCAAAGAACUAGGUAACCAUGUGCACAACUUAGUUAAGAUGGGUGCCCCGGAUUCUGGCCUGGCCGAGUACCUUUUUGACAAACAUACCCUUGGAAAUGAAAACAAGCAGAACUAA
Molecule: messenger RNA, 729 nt
Organism: Cynocephalus volans (Philippine flying lemur)
Lineage: Eukaryota; Metazoa; Chordata; Mammalia; Dermoptera; Cynocephalidae
Gene: FTMT
Product: ferritin mitochondrial
Exons: 1
Coding region: 1-729 (242 amino acids)
Biological process (GO): intracellular iron ion homeostasis; iron ion transport
Cellular component (GO): mitochondrion; cytoplasm
Molecular function (GO): ferrous iron binding; ferric iron binding
Source: RefSeq, a predicted model, not a curated record